UAUUGUGAUAUAUUGUAAUGUCUGGAAGAGGAAAGACCGGUGGUAAGGUUCGUGCUAAGGCCAAAACUCGCUCAUCUCGGGCCGGUUUGCAGUUUCCCGUCGGUCGUGUUCACAGGCUUUUGAGAAAAGGCAACUAUGCCGAACGUGUGGGCGCUGGUGCACCCGUCUAUCUGGCUGCUGUGCUCGAAUACUUGACUGCUGAAAUUCUCGAGUUAGCCGGCAAUGCUGCCCGUGAUAACAAGAAAACCCGAAUCAUUCCUCGUCAUCUUCAGUUGGCCGUGCGUAAUGACGAAGAGCUCAAUAAGUUGUUGGGUGGCGUGACUAUCGCCCAGGGUGGUGUGUUGCCUAACAUUCAGGCUGUGCUUUUACCCAAGAAGACCGAGAAACCCGCAAAGAGCAAGUGAUCUACUGGAACGAUUCUUUUCUAAACUCCAACGGCUCUUUUCAGAGCUACCCAUCUAUUCUGACAAGAGCAUUUUUUCCAUUGAGAUGUUAUCUUGAACAAGAGCUGUACCUUUUUAAUUGGCUUUAUAUUAAGUGUAACCGAGUAUUUUGUUUCCAGCAUGCUAUGUGGGAACUAAGAUUUUCUAGUGUUAAAAAUCCA
Messenger RNA from Polypterus senegalus (gray bichir), 604 nucleotides. RefSeq names its product histone H2A-like. Gene Ontology annotation, cellular component: nucleosome. The transcript has a single exon. NCBI's taxonomy places the organism in Eukaryota, Metazoa, Chordata, Cladistia, Polypteriformes, Polypteridae. Gene Ontology annotation, molecular function: protein heterodimerization activity; structural constituent of chromatin; DNA binding. The coding region runs from base 18 to 404 and encodes 128 amino acids. The record is from RefSeq and is a predicted model, not a curated record.